CUCCACCACAAAGCGAGGUCAGAGACUCGGACGUUUGUUCCUCCUCUCACCCGCAACCUGCAACCGCAAUCCGCAUCCCGCACCCCGCAACCCCGACACACGGCAUCAAGCAUGCUCCUGGCCACGCUCAUCGUCGCGCCGUGGGUCCUUGUCGCUGGCCUCACGGCGCUGGUGGUGGUCCUCGCGGCUCGGCUCUCGCCGGCCAAAUCGGCGGCCUCUGAGCUUGUGGUCGGCGCAUCGGUGGAUGGACCAGGCCAUUGGCGGUAUGCUUGUGCCGAGGGAGGGCCUGUCUUCCCCUCACCCAAGGCCUCGGCCCUCCCGCCGGGCGGGCCAUCAUCCAAGCGGGUCGCCCGCCUCGCCUCGCGCAUCUCGCUCUACCAUCGGGUCGAGCUCGGGAGCCGCAAGAUCGCCCGCCUCGCGCCGACCACCGCCGCCGCCCUCCUCUCGGUCAUGGACGCCAUGGAUGCCAUCGAUGAGGUCUAUCUGGUCCAGGCGUGGCGGAAGAACCCAAAGCUCCGCGAGUAUCUCGUCGCCCGCCUCUGGAGCUCGCCGCCGGCCUGGCGCCGGUACCUCUCAGACGAGCUCGAGUUCUUUGACUUUAACAAGGGCCCGUUUGACAAGCUCGAGGAUAGGGUGUUUGUCAAGCCGCUGCGCGGCGUGGUCCUCCCGCCGUCGGCCCCGCCGGGAUCCGGCCUCUACCCGCCGUUCAUGAUGACCCGCAUGGACGUCGGCGAGUGGCUGAUGGCGUGGGAGGAACAUGUGGCGUCGCUGGGCGAGGACGCGAGCCCGCCCGCCGAUCCGACAUCGCCUGUCGUUGCCCUCGUUGCCUCGUCGGCGCCCGACGCUGUCGCCGGUGUCGCCGUCCGCCCGUACUCUCGCCUGUACGCGCGGACGCUCUCGCGCGCCGCCGCCGCCAUGCGCGCCGCCGCCCGCCACGUCCGCACUCCCGAGCUCGUCACCUUUCUGCACUCGCGCGCCGCUGCGUUCAUGACUAACAACUACGCCGCAUCCGAGGCCGACUGGCUCGCCGUUCCCUUUGCCAACGCCGAGUUUGUCCUUGUCAUCGGCCCGUACUCCAAGUACGGCGAUCAGCUGGCGUCGACUAAGCGGGCAUUCAAGGCCGUCCCGACGGCCUCGAACCUCCCGUCGCCCGGCAUCCUCAAGGGCAAGCACGGCUCGAUCCGCCUCAUCCUCGCCAAUGUGCUCAAGGCCAAGUAUGUUCACAUCCUCAAGCCCGGCGCCAAGCUUGUGUACGAUCGCAACGACGCGGCCAAGCUCUCGUUUGAAAGCUUUAUGCUCUGCGUCGUCUACCACGAGCUCUACCACGGGCUCGGUCCCAAGCGAGUCUCGCUCGAGAGCUCGCCGCACUACGGCAAGCUCAUCAACGCGGCCAUGGGCCCGAUCCACUCGCCGCUCGAGGAGGCCAAGGCCAACAUCGGCGGCUUCUGGGGCCUGCUGCGCAUGCUCCGCCGCGAUCCAGCCACCCUCCCCUUCCCCGACGGCAUCGAGGACGUCCUCGCGGACGUCAGCAUCGGCUCGGUCUGCCAUACCUUUGUCGCCUCGCUCUUCCGCUCCAUGCGCUUUGGCCUCCACGAGGCCCACGGCCGGGCCGCCAUGCUCCAGUUCCACUUUCUCCUCGCCCGCGGCGCCAUCACCACCGCCAUCUCGCGCUCGGUCUCGCUCGACUCGAUCGCUGGCGUCGCCGACGCCGAGUACGACUCGGACGACUCGGGCCUGUCCGAGGACUGGAAGCCGACCUACGCCCGCACCUCCUUCAAGGUUCAUCCCGACAAGCUCUACAACUCGGCCUACGCCCUUCUCGGUGAGAUCAUCGCCGUCCAGGCUGCUGGCGACACCGCCGCUGGCGCCGCCCUCCUCGACGAGUACGCCUCAUCAGUCGCUGUCGACGCCGCCAUGGCCCUCGAGGCCAUGGCCCGUAUCCCCACAGACAUCCGCCCAGACUACUCCAACCUCCGCUCGCUCCUCCGCAGCAACAUCGCCUCGGCUGGCUUCCGCGACUCUAUCCUCUCCGACGACGAUUCGGACACUGACCAUGACUCGGACUCGGACUCGGACGACGGCGAGGACCACGAUGAGCUCUCCGACAACUCCGGCGACGACGAUGACGACGAGGCCUUUGUCAGAUAGCAACCAGUGUGUACCAUGCGCCCGUCCCCAUCACCAUGACACGUUUAACACCGAUCCAGCCGGCGGCUGCCAACGACAGCUGGAACCUGCCGACUCUUGCCGACGCUUACCCCGCCUACUUACGCCUGCCCACACCUACUCACACCGGGCUGCGUCUGCUCCCCGCCUGCGGCAGCCUGAUCAACAUCUACGGCACUGCAGCC
Messenger RNA from Thecamonas trahens ATCC 50062, 2351 nucleotides. RefSeq lists its product as uncharacterized. The transcript is spliced from 2 exons. The record is from RefSeq and is a predicted model, not a curated record. Gene Ontology annotation, cellular component: cytoplasm. NCBI's taxonomy places the organism in Eukaryota, Apusomonadida, Apusomonadidae. The coding region runs from base 112 to 2148 and encodes 678 amino acids. Gene Ontology annotation, molecular function: dipeptidyl-peptidase activity.